CAGAGAUAAUUAUUGCGGAAGUGUGAAGUCGUCAACUAUAGGUAAAAAUUACCUGAAUAUAAGAUGUGACCUUUUUGCACUCCUAUGUUGUUAUACAAUAUUAAUAUAAAACAACGUGCAUAAAAUAUGGUCAAAACCAACCGGGGGUACGUAUUUGCUUCUGCUGUUAUAUCCGCCGCGGGGGUAGCCCUUACUUUGCUGUCUCUGUCCACCGAAAAAUGGAUCCACGGACAAACCAGAGCAGAUGAACUUUCGCCAGAACUCAGUGACGUCAACUAUGGACUUUUCCAAGGAAACUUUAAGCAAUUUUCUACUGUCAAUUAUCAAGUUUUGAUGACUUGCUCGUUUAAACACAACGUAUGCGCACUGCUUUGUGGUAAGGAUGGCGACGAGAGGAGAACAUUGUUGGACAAUUUGUACGAAGGAAAUAUAGAUCCCAGCUAUAGCAUGUCAAAUUGCCCCGUAACUACAAGCGUUUAUUAUCUGCCCAUUUCGGGAUCCCAUCGUACUUAUAGUGGCAGUGCUUCGUCAGAUAUGAAAUUUCUUAACGCUGGGGUGUGGCUUUGUACUGUAAUUUUCAUAAUUUUAUCCAUUUCCACUGGACUCUUUUCCGCUGGGUUGGCUCUCUACAAUACCGUUGCAAAUCCCAUAGAAUUCUUUCUUAGUGUCAAAAGUUUAUUUAUAUAUAAUGGACUGGCGUGUGGAUUUAUUAUUUUAUAUCUGAUUUUGUGGGGAGCAAUGUACAAUAUCGUUAUUAUACACAACGUGGGUUUAUACUACACGCUAGUCGGUCAAAUGUCCUCUGAUAAAAUGGUGUAUUUAGGAUACUCGUAUUGGAUCAACUUUGGACCACUUGUGGCUUAUACUUGUAGUGUUGGACUGUUGUAUUAUCGAGAAUAUUUAAAUGCCAAGGAUCCGAAACAGAAAAACGUGAUUUUGGAAGAUUCUGCCGAUCCAAAUAUAUAUUUGUACUGAUUCGUUGGUUUAUUAAUUUAAGAGUCACACAACUUGACUUAAUUGUACUUUUUUGAUAAAACGCGAUAAAAAUGAAACCUUUUAUAAAUAAAUCUUAUAAAUCACGAUUGUACCUAAAUGUAAGGAUUAAUAUUAAAAUUGUAGACUUAAUCUUCAUUGAAUAUAGGAAUUGCGGAUAAAGAGAUAAGGCCGGUAUUUAUGGUUGUACAUUGUUCAAAAGAAUUUAUAAAAACAUGGUUUUUCAAAUUGGAUUCUCGACAUUUGGGAUCUCGCAAAUAGUAGAACAUACCAUUGGCAUCGAUGAGCCCGAUAAAAGUACUUUAAAAGUUAUCAACGUCGCAAGAUCAGGAAAUAUGGUGGGCGAACUAAAAUUUCCGUAUUCUUCGAUUUUAUAUUUUUACAAGUUUGUUUUUACAUUUUCCAAACAUAUUCUCAUUGAAACUAUUUGAGCUUUUUUUCUGUCCAAGUUAUAAAAACCCCUUAUGACGUGUUUCUUAAACCAUCAUAAAGUUUAAAUUUUUUAUGGAUGCCCUCUUGGAUUAGACAUCUGAAUAGAUCAAAGUUGAUGUUUAAUAUGUUAAAAACUGUGGCGGGUCGUAUUUAAGAUUUCAGAGAAAUAUGGUUCUAUAUAAUUAAAAUUAUACAAGAAUUGACAAACCAAAACUAACAAAAAAUUAUAAAAACAAUUCUAUCGAAACAUGUUUAUGCAGCAAAGAAGAAUUAUCUUUUUACAAAACUGCGUCGUUUUUUGUUGAGUCGAACUUGCUAACGUUUCGCCAAUCAUCCUGUUGGUUUCCUCGGAGCUUAACUGGAUGAUUGGCGACACGUUAGCUAGUUCUACUCAACAAAAACCGAAGCAGGAGGAAAAAUUAAGAAUUAUCUUCUAGUAUCCGUUAAAUAUAUCGAUGACGUAAAUGAUAAUUUAACGAUUUUCAGAUUUUUGGCUUGGCUAACAUACUGGAAAAUUUUCUUUUUUAUUUUCUGUUUACUAAAAAAUGAUAUUAAUUUUUCUAAGAUUGAUGAAAAUGUCAUGUGUGUGUGUGUGCACUAACUUUUUCUUUAAAAUCAUAUUUUGCCUUUCCUGUAAAAUUCAAUUUUUUCAGGCCAUCGAUGUUUGUUUUGAUCUUUUUUUCGGGCCAUUUUGAAUGCAGAUGUUCUGAUGUAUCUUUAAAAAGGCAAUUCGACGUAGAAUAUGAUGCUAUAAAAAAUAUACAAUACAAAUAUAAGUAUAUGCUAAGUUGAUAUCAGUUCCGGACAAAGCAGGAAAUUUAUUAAUUUUAAUGUAAAUCGUUAUCUCCUUCAACAUUACAUGUACUGUAAUAAAAAAUAUAACUAUUGAAAAAUAUUACUAUAUACUGCUGAAGCGGUUGAGAUUCUUCCUCGUACUGCAUUAAUUUCAAUUUUUUAAUACAAAAUGUCCUGACAGCAGUUUUGCGAAUUUUGUCCUCCAAUACCAAACACCAGACCCAUUGGCAUUUAGUUUUGACUAUUUCUCGUUCGUAUUAGGUCCCGAUUGUCUUUGUUGUCAUAUACGUUAAAUUCAGAACCACACGAAAACGCGAAGAUCGUUGAAAAUUUUCAGUUUUAAAAAUUGUAUGGGCGAUCUACAAGGUUCUAUUAGAUAAGUAAUUCUUUCUUGCACAUGGAGGGAAAUUUUGAACCAAUAGAGCAGUUUCUUAAUAAAAGUAAACAUAAAAAAACAGUUCGUUAAAAACUAACCAAAAUUUAAUUCCAAAUUUCUAUAUAUAUCAUAUAUACCUGUGUUACUAAUGGAUCAAGAUUUAUAUUUAGAUCAAGCAUUAUCGAUUACUUCAAAGCUAAAUGCAAGUAAUAUAUUUUUAAACGUUGUUAAAUUUAAA
Cylas formicarius (sweet potato weevil) is the source of this 2834-nucleotide messenger RNA. RefSeq lists its product as uncharacterized. The record is from RefSeq and is a predicted model, not a curated record. The transcript is spliced from 5 exons. The coding region runs from base 127 to 975 and encodes 282 amino acids. Lineage: Eukaryota; Metazoa; Arthropoda; Insecta; Coleoptera; Brentidae.